Molecule: messenger RNA, 723 nt
Organism: Miscanthus lutarioriparius
Lineage: Eukaryota; Viridiplantae; Streptophyta; Magnoliopsida; Poales; Poaceae
Source: the annotation of a GenBank genome assembly
AUGAGGCAGCCUGACAUGGGCUCAUAUGUGGACAAUUGCUACUCAGUGGCUAAGUUCCAAGCAGCUUAUGCUGGAAUAAUACCAAGCAUAACUGAUAGGAAUCAGUGGCCUGAAGAUAAGAAGGGCUACAAAGUGCAUGCUCCAGUACAGAAAGAGAAGAAGAAAAAGCCUGGAAGGUUGAGGAUAAAUAGGAUUAAACCAGCAAGUGAGACAGGAGGCAGAGCUACUAGGCAAGUGCAGUGCCCAAACUGUAAGGAGAAAAGAACUAAGAAGAAGAUUGCCAAGGUUGGGAGGAAGAAGACCAAGACAAGUGCAGAUGGUGAUGAUGCACCCACUCCAAGGACAAGGGGAGCACUGGCUAGGGAGGCAGCAGAAAGAGCAAGGAGGGAUGCAGAAGAAGCUGAACUACUUGCAGCAGCAGCAAGGGAAAAGGCAGAAGCAGCAGCUAGGGAAUUAGCUGAGGCUACUACAAAUGAAUAUGAAGCAGCAUUUGAAGAAGAAGCAGGGCUGUCACUGAUCCCUUUAGCCACUGUUGCCCCAGAUCCAUCUAUAGCUGCAGCAACAGCAAGAAGGGCACUUUUCCUAGAAGAAGAGCUACAUGCUGGACCUGUGAAGAAAAUGACACCCAAAAAGAAGAAGUUGGCAACCAAAGCGAAGAAAACUCUACCAGCUAAGAAGAAAGGAGGCAAUUGGAAUGGCAAGGGCAAGGGCAGGGCCAAGUGA